GUCAUAUUAUUAAUAAGCUCUUUCCUCCUGGGGUUUAUUUGCAAGAGGACAACAUGUCUUUAACUGUGAUAUCUUCUGUUUAUGCAAUCUGCAGUGAUGCAGCCGGGGUUGCAGGAAACAUCUUUGCUUUUGUGCUCUUCUUGUCACCUAUAUCAACAUUUAGGAGAAUUAUCAGAAAUGGUUCAACAGAACAAUUCUCAGGGAUGCCAUAUAUAUAUGCUCUGCUGAACUGCUUGAUUUGUCUCUGGUAUGGUAUUCCCAUUGUUUCCCCAGGUAUCAUCCUGGUGGCAACUGUCAAUUCCAUUGGGGCAGUUUUCCAAAUGGUGUACAUCUCCAUCUUCAUCGCAUAUGCCGACAAGCCGAUGAAGUUAAAGAUGUUCGGGUUCCUGGUAUCGGUUUUUGCCGUGUUCGCUUCGGUCGUCUUCAUCAGCCUCAAGUUCUUUGGCUCCCCGGCACGGCAAUUGUUCGUCGGAUACUUGAGCGUCGCGUCCCUGAUCUCGAUGUUCGCCUCUCCUCUGCUCAUCAUUAACUUGGUGAUCAAGAUGAGAAGCGUCGAGUACAUGCCGUUCUCGCUCUCCUUGGCGACGUUCUUGAUGAGUCUAGCUUUCUUUCUAUAUGGAAUUCUCAAGCAGGACCCUCUCAUAUAUGUUCCUAAUGGAAUUGGAACAGUUCUGGGGAUUGUACAGUUGGCCUUGUAUGCUUAUUUCCAGAGAGCAUCCCAAGAGGAACUAAGGCAUCCUUUGAUUCAUCCUUGAUAUAAUGUUUGUUAUUGAUGCGCUAUAAUAUGCGACAUGAUCAAAAUUUAUUCUUUUUGAUUUUGACAAAAAAAUAUAAUCGUG
Hibiscus syriacus is the source of this 839-nucleotide messenger RNA. Its product is annotated as bidirectional sugar transporter SWEET2a-like. Gene Ontology annotation, cellular component: membrane. Lineage: Eukaryota; Viridiplantae; Streptophyta; Magnoliopsida; Malvales; Malvaceae. Gene Ontology annotation, biological process: carbohydrate transport. The transcript has 5 exons. Gene Ontology annotation, molecular function: sugar transmembrane transporter activity. Bases 54 to 755 code for a protein of 233 amino acids. The record is from RefSeq and is a predicted model, not a curated record.